AUGCCCCGGCGCGAGAGCAGCGCGCGCCACACGAGCACGGCGACGGCGCGGACGGCGAUCGUCCUGCUGGGCUUUCUGCUCGGGGUCGCGUCCUCGCGCAGGACCCACGCCACGACGCUCGAGGCAAGGUGGGAAACGCUGUUCGCGCGCUCCGUGCUCGGGAUCUCGGGGGACAACGACUAUUUGAUGGGCGUCAAGAGAGUGCGGAGGCUGUACUGCAACGUGGGCAUCGGGUUUCACCUGCAGGUGCUGCCAGACGGAAGGAUAAACGGUGUACAUGACGAGAACCAGUACAGUCUUAUAGAGAUCUCAGCGGUGGAGAGAGGAGUGGUGAGUCUCUAUGGGCUGAAAAGUGAGCUGUUUGUCGCAAUGAACCGCCGGGGAAGGUUGUACGCAACGAGAGACUUCCGGGACGAGUGCAAGUUCAAAGAGACAUUGCUUCCCAACAACUACAAUGCCUAUGAGUCUUCCAUUUAUAAGGGCUUCUACAUCGCCCUGAGCAAACAUGGCCGUCUGAAGAGAGGCUACAAAGCCACACCGGCUAUGACUGUCACACACUUCCUCCCUCGAUUAUGAGCGAGACUGGCAAUAACUCACUCUUUUUUGCACAUAUUGGACGAUCUCACAGGUAACUUAUACAUACGUACAAGGCACGAAAAAUGAACUGCAAUCAAAAGAUACAAAACACGUAAUUACAGUAUUUAUUCUCGUUAAUGAAAUAUAUGUAUAUAUGGGUAGCUGUGUGUCUGAUCUUUGUGUACAUGCCAUUCUUUGCUGCUUAUCAUUUCUAUUAAGAUUAUAUGAGGGACGAGGAGCUUUUUUUUGCCCCCUCUCACUUUUUAUGGGUGCUUGCCAUAACUGGUGUGUGAACCUUACCCUGUCAUCGGUAUGACUAACAUCUCCAGCUUUCAGAAGUGAAACAGAUACGUUUUAAUACCUCAAAGAGCUACGUCCGGCUUGGAAAGGUGUGAGCGUGUCACACACGGGGGGUAGGGGUAGAUAUAAAGAAAUGUUUAACUAUUUAUCUUUGAUCUGUUCCACCAUUUUGCAAGAGAGAAGACAGCAUAUGAGAUUGCUGCCUUUCUUGCACGGUGGUGCCUUAGGUUCCUAAACUGUGUAAUUUUUUUAUUUGCAUGUUUGCAUCCUGCUAUAACAGAGAUGACCCACUCUGGGGGCUUCAGCCCAAUUCCUAGAGGGCUGUGAGUAGCUUAAUUUAAUGCUGUUUCCUUACUUAGAUCAGCUAGAUAUCAGAGAAUCUGGGACUUGCCAGAAAUAAGAGCAGCUUGCAUGUGUUUGUAUUGGAGACUCAAGCUGAGGAAGAUCUUUAAUCCUUCAUAGCGAGGACAGUUCAAGGCACUGGGGGCUUUUUAUUUUAUCUUGAACUGUAGCAUGGCCAAUGACCUCAGAACUGAACUUAUCGUCUGUUUACGAAGUAUCAAGUAAAAGAAAUUGGGUUGAUCAUGGGAUUUGAAGGAUUUUUGGAUUUUAUAAGCUGGAACUGGUUUCUAAUGUAGCAAUUUUUUUAUGAUGAGGUACUUUGCUCAUUUAACUAGUAUGUGAAAAGCAAACAUCUCAGGCUCCAAAAAGUGAAAUUUUUGCAUAGAUUAAUUUAUGAGUAUGGCUCUAUGUUGUCCAUUUUGCAUUUAUAUUACUUUUAGACAACAGGACCGAGUUCAGGGGUGGACAAAUCAUAAAUUCAUUAGCUAGCCUACAGGCAACUCAAAGCUAGGAUCAAAUGGGGCAAGUAACAAUUUAAUUUGAAAAUAUAGAGAGCUGAUUAUGUGCAUUAAUGCAGACUAUAGAAAACGAGCGAGUAAUUUAAUCCCUGUGAGGAAUGAUUUGAUGUAACUCUCUGGUGACAAAUGAUAUUGUUUGCACCUUCAACAGAAAAGCAAAAAGUCUUUGGCUAACAAUCCAACUAUUAGCUGUAGUGUUCUCUUGUUGCCGUAAAAAACGUCUAAAGUCUUUAUUUUUGUGAGAUCAGUGCACGUUAAGCUAGCAUUAGAGAUAUACAACAGUUUUAUGCUGCCAUGUGCCACUUUUGCCACUGUUUCCUCAUCCUGGAAAAUUUGUCUAACCUCCUUCCAACCUAGUUAAUAUGGCCUAACAGUUUCUAUCCAGAAGCAUAGCUGCAGGACAGUUAAAGCAGGCAACUGCUUUGGGGCCCUGUGUUUUGAGGGAGUCCCCUGAAAGCUGAAUUUAAGGCCAUGAAAAUCUCAAAAUGUAGAACUCUGAUGGGCAAAAACUCUGAUGGGCAAAGUGCAAUGCUAUACCAGGAACCCUUCUCUCUAGCAUGUGGGACUUGCACAAGUUCAUUUCAAAUUGCAGCACUUUUCAAAAUGAUGAGACUUUGGAAGCCAAUAAAAAAGAGAAAACAAGAAGAAGAGGAAAAGAUGAAGCAGAACUGUGAUAAGUAGUGGAGAUCAUCUAACAACAAAAUAAUUCAUGAUGACAACUGUAGGCUGUGUGCCAUAAAGUAAUGCUAAGCAAACAUCAUUUUGGCAAAUAGGUGGUUAGCUAUUCCAUUGGCAUUCCAUAUGGAGCAUGCAAUGUUAAUUAUUUAGCUAGCUUUCUUGGUAGAAUUUGUCAUUUUGCUCAAAUUGGUUUGAUGGCUUUGGUCUUUUAAAGUAUAUCCAGAGAAUAAACCCCAAGACUACAUGAUCUAUCUUACUGGGGAGCUUGAUCUACAACUAUAUUUAGCAUGUAUAACCCCAACACUUUCAUACAGCUAUCCUCUAGUUGGUUCAUUGUUUUGAUUAUUUAUGAUGGCAUCUGGGGUAACAAAAUGGCAAUAAAGUGGAAAAAUAACCUUGAAUUUUCGGCCUGGGGCUCCCACUGCCACUAAAUCAGAUAUGUAGUGCAGCAGGUGGCGGAAUUCAGAAAAGCGUCAUGCACCGCACAACCUCAAGGUUCUCUGCAUAACUGAGAAACAAACAUUUAUACAAACAGAUGAACUUUUCUCUUUGCGAAUGUUUAAAGGGAGUAGAGUUUUUCUGGUAACACUGUCUAUGAAGCCCAUACUCAUAAAUUAUAUUUAACAGUGCUUAUAACUAACAGUUUUAUAAUAGUUAUAAUAGUUAAUAAUAAUAGUUCAAUAAUAACAUUUACAAAUAAGUUGCAUCUUAGAACCUAUUUAUAAUGAGGUAUAAUUUGAGGAAUACACUUGUAAAUGUACUCAGUGAUGACAAUGAAA
This is a messenger RNA of Ictalurus furcatus (blue catfish), 3193 nucleotides long. RefSeq names its product fibroblast growth factor 6a (gene fgf6a). NCBI's taxonomy places the organism in Eukaryota, Metazoa, Chordata, Actinopteri, Siluriformes, Ictaluridae. Gene Ontology annotation, biological process: fibroblast growth factor receptor signaling pathway; regulation of cell migration; positive regulation of gene expression. The record is from RefSeq and is a predicted model, not a curated record. The transcript has 3 exons. Gene Ontology annotation, molecular function: fibroblast growth factor receptor binding; growth factor activity. The coding region runs from base 1 to 576 and encodes 191 amino acids. Gene Ontology annotation, cellular component: cytoplasm.